This is a messenger RNA of Schistocerca serialis cubense, 783 nucleotides long. RefSeq names its product protein ATP6V1FNB-like. The coding region runs from base 1 to 615 and encodes 204 amino acids. The record is from RefSeq and is a predicted model, not a curated record. NCBI's taxonomy places the organism in Eukaryota, Metazoa, Arthropoda, Insecta, Orthoptera, Acrididae. The transcript has 3 exons.
AUGUAUAAUCAGCAGUUCCGAUGGAGCGGCGCCUACGACGCGCAAACACAGCGGCUAGGCUGCGAGCGCGUGCUCAAAGAAGCAAAGAUGACACUGCGCUGGUUGCACGAAAACCGCGACCUGGCGUACGGACGGGCGGGCGAGCAGCGGUCCCCCGCCACACAGCAGUUGCUCAAUGAGCUCGAGUACCAGGGCUUCGCACCGGGUCCACUCGAGACGUGGUUCACGGGACCUGGCAAGAUAGAGACCUACCUGGUGCCUCAGAAACUUCCUCCACUCCCAAGCACCGACCCUCGCUGCACACUGCAUACCAUGCGGCCAAUUCCAGAAGACCAGGAGAAAUUAUUAUACACAGGGCCAACAAGAGAUGGCAGGCUGAAGUACCUGUCACUGCGGGAGAAGGUUUCACCCAUUGACCGGUACUACUACCCCGCCUCGGUGAACCAGCGCUACGGCUGGCUGGCACCAGCAAUGCGUCAGGCCCUGAACCGGCCAGAGUGUGCGAGGAGCGAGCAGCCACGGCGUGCUGCGCUGCGCAGGAAGGAUGUGCGGCCAGACCCACCUGGACUCCGGAGGCCACUCACUACUAAACCACCGGAACGUGCCGAACUCUAGUCCUAGUCUAGUGCUGUCCCAACCCUCAAUGCCACUUUUUCUCUACUAUAUACUGAAUAUUGUUUGCUCCUGUUAUACCAAAAUUUGUACCAACGCCACAUUCUUGUUCCUAGCUUUUGUUUAGUGGACUGAAUCCUUGCUUUCUGUUCCCUUUCAGGUUAAAAGGUC